AACAGUUCGAAGUUCAAAUAUAGAUUUACAGAUUGUUCUUUAUACUUAAAAAUUCUGGAACAUUUAAAGUGUGACUUAUCUGGUGCCUGGUGUCAACAAAAAGCAUUUGAGUCGUGCUCUGUGAAAAGGGGGUUUAUUGCGUAGCACGGCCCAUGUGUUUCAUCAGCGUGUUUGAUUGAAUACGUUCAUACCAUAGGUUCACGCAGACAUCAGAAAAAAAUGAGUGAAAUAUCCAGAAAAGUGUUGGCUUGUAUUGUUUUUUUCUUGAUGCUUGCAGUUCUUGGACUUACCGUAACAGUAGUUGUUAUGAAAGUAACGAGCAAAAACAGUCAUGGUGACGAGGAUGGUACAAUCAAAAUGAACCAUUUAGAGAGCUCAAUGUACGAGACUAGCGGUAAUUUCAUUUACAGGGACUAUUUUCUUAGAGCUGAAAAGGUCGAGUGGGACUACUUUCCCGUGGGUCAAAACUUGGCGGAUUUCAAUUCCGAAUAUAUUAAUGACACCCUUGUCAACAAGCCUGAUCGCGUCGGCAGCAGGUACUGGAAAUACGUUUACAAGCGAUACACGGACAGUUCGUACGUCAAUGAGAUCCCUAGAGACAAAUCCUUCGGGUUUGUUGGCCCUUUAAUCAGGGCCGAGGUAGGGGACAUACUAAGGAUCCACUUCCGGAAUGAUAUAUCGAUUCCGGCUUCAGUUCAUCCACAUGGAGUGCAGUAUUCAAAAAUGAAUGAAGGUGCCUUGUAUGAAGAUGGAACCAACGGCUCUUCAAAAAUGGACGAACAAGUUGCCCCCGGCGAAAGUUAUACGUAUUCCUGGAAGAUAACUGCCGGCUAUGCCCCUCGGGACGGAGAUCCGAAUUGCAUCCCCUUUGCUUAUCACUCACACGUGAAUCCUGAUCUUGAGGUGAACGCUGGACUGCUUGGGUUGCUUAUAAUUUGCCGACAAGGUGUACUGGACUCAAAAGGCCAGCGUUCAGACGUACACAGGGAAGUAGUCUUGUAUUUCGACUCCAUCGACGAGGGUGACUCAUGGCUGACUCAAGAAAAUCUCUACAGGUGUGGUGAUCCGAAUGAAUGCCAGCGUUUGUUUGAGUCUGAUGAUCCGGAUUUCAUGGAAAGCUUAAAAAAGGACUCCAUAAACGGUUACAUGUACGGGAAUAUGCCGGGACUUUCCGUCUGUGCAGGAGACCUCGUGGCAUUGUACUUGUUCUCACUGAGCGCGGAACUUCAUCCGGUCAAUAUUCUGGGACAGACAUUCAUUGAACAUGGACAUAGAAAAGCUGUGGAAGGUCUAUGGUCGGCUACAUUUCGACAUGUAGAGAUGGAGGCACGCAAUGUCGGCCGGUGGUUGGUACAAUGCAUGAAUUCAGAACAUAAUAGAAAUGGCAUGAAGGUAUAUCUGACGGUUGAGGAUUGUGGGAAGCAAAUCUCGUCUCAGCUGAACGGGAAAGUCCGAGAGUACUUCAUUAUGGCGGAGACGGAGGAGUGGAAUUAUGCCCCUUCUGGAGUAAACGCGUUUCAGAGUAAUUUGCCGUUGAUUUUGCGGAACUCUGAUUCGGAAAUUUACUUUACCAAGAACUACAAAGGAAAGCGUCUCAUUGGCGGAAAAUAUUUUAAAUCUCGGUUCAACCAGUACUCUGACGUAGGAUUUCGGACAAAGACUAUACGACGUCCUGAAGAGUCUCAUUUGGGCCUCUUAGGGCCGGUGAUAAGGGCUGAAGUCGGGGACACAGUUCGGAUUCACUUGAAGAACAGGUGCCCCCACGACGUGUCUAUGUAUCUACAGGGUGUGAGUCUGGAAAUAACACAGAAUGGCGUCGAAUCAAAGAUUGAAAUCGAUUCCGUAAGCCAUACGAAAGGUAACUUUGUGAAACCAAACCUGGCAAGUACUUAUCUGUUCUACGUGCCCUGGUCGUUUGCCCCUGGUGACAAUGACCCGGAUUGUUUGACCUACAUUUAUCACUCCAACGCCAACCUUGAGCGCGACGUUAGCUCAGGUCUGAUUGGUCCAUUGCUGAUCUGCAAAUCUGGCGCUUUGGACACGGUUACGGGAAGACAGAAAUUUGUUGACAGAGAACUAUUUCUGUUUUUCUCGAGUAUUGACGAAAACAUGUCUUGGCACAUUCGAAGCAAUAUUGCAAUGUACGUGAACAGCCGCGUAAACACAGUCAACAUCACCGAUGAAGAUUUCAUCGAGUCAAACGUUAUGCGAUCUGUAAAUGGACGUUCGUACGGUAAUCUUGAGGGCUUGAAUAUGUGUCGAAAUGACGUAGCAGUGUGGCAUAUUAUGAGCUUCGGACAGACUGAGGGAAACCAUGCGGUCACGUUCAACGGAAACAACGUCAAUAUAGACGGGAUUAACCGCGACUCGCACGUUAUCAUUUCUGGGCAGGCGUUAAGCUUAGAGAUGAAGCCGACCAAUGUUGGCAACUGGUCCGUAUUUUGUCACAAUACCUACCACUUUGACGCCGGAAUGACGGCAUUAUACCACGUGAACACGUGUGGAGAUGAGUCUUACCAUUUCUAUCACGUGACUGGAAACGUCAGACGGUACUUUAUUGCUGCAGUUGAAGAGAAGUGGGAUUACUCGCCGAGAACCAUUCACCCACUGGACGGGUCUAAUUAUUCUCACCCAUCACAUCAUCAGUAUAACAGAGUACAGAAGGACGGGAAAUUUAUAGGUAGUGUAUAUACCAAGGCUGUUUAUAGAGAAUACACGGAUGCUACAUUCAAGCAACAAAAGUCAAGAUCCGCCGAUGAAAUCCACCUUGGAUUGUUAGGUCCUGCCAUCAAGGCUAACGUUGGCGACACCCUUCUCGUCACCUUCAGGAACGACGCGACUCGCGCCUAUUCUAUCCACCCCCAGGGACUACUUUAUAACAAGCGCAAUGAAGGCAUGACAUACAACGACGGCCAAAAUGAUCAUGCUGGUAACUAUAUCGCUCCAGGAUCGACCUUUACAUAUCGAUGGGAAGUACCAAGCUCUUCCGGGCCAACUUCAAAUGGGCAGAAUUGUAUUAAUUUUAUGUAUCACUCCGCGGUAGAUCCUGUGCGGGAUGUGUACUCCGGUCUAAUCGGGCCGAUUGUGAUUUGUCGACCUGGAAUUCUAGAUGAGCAUGGAAAACGCACGGAUUCCGUUGAAAAGGAAUUCUCGUUGCUAUUUAUGGCAUUUGACGAGAACAAAAGCUGGUACAUUCAGCAAAAUAUCAACGAAAAUUGCCCGAAUGCAACCACGUCCACUCCCGAGUUUGAGGAGAGUAAUAAAUAUGAUUCUAUAAAUGCAAGAAUUUAUAACAAUUUGGACGGCCUUAUCGCGAAAUCUGGUGACAAUGUGGCCUGGUAUAUCAUGGGUCUCGGAGAAAACGAAGAUAUCCACACCGUGCAUUUUCACGGGCAUACGUACACCUACCGAUCAGGACUGACACGUGACGGUGACGUCAUUGAAGUGUUUCCGGGCACGUACGAGACGGUGGAAAUGUUCGUGACCGUGCCCGGCACGUGGCUCAUCCAUUGUCACGUUGGGCAACAUAUGAAGGACGGAAUGGUCACAACAUACACUGUGACGGAUUAACUUAUUUGGAGCGUGUAAGCGCUGCGAAGCUGGACUGUUAACGGGAACAAAAGAUGUAUAUCAUUGUUUGACAUUACCAGAUAUUGCAUUGAUGGUGACACAUACCGGUAGUCAAUAAACUCUGUAAUAUUUUAAGUACUCUUGAACAACUGUAACUUAUAUUCCUUUCUCAUAUAUGAAAUAAAUUUUAGCGACAAAACAAA
This is a messenger RNA of Dreissena polymorpha, 3773 nucleotides long. RefSeq names its product ferroxidase HEPHL1-like. Gene Ontology annotation, cellular component: plasma membrane. Lineage: Eukaryota; Metazoa; Mollusca; Bivalvia; Myida; Dreissenidae. The coding region runs from base 220 to 3570 and encodes 1116 amino acids. Gene Ontology annotation, biological process: iron ion transport. Gene Ontology annotation, molecular function: oxidoreductase activity; copper ion binding. The record is from RefSeq and is a predicted model, not a curated record. The transcript is spliced from 17 exons.